AUGAAGACAUUGUUUCAGGAAAUCAAAGCUUCUAUCAAAAACAACAUUGAGCACGAUCGCUCAUUCUGGAGGCCAGUGCUUCCUUGGGGAGGCGUAUUCACCAUAAAAGCUGGCCGUAAAGCCAUCUCGUGCAUGCCCCUGUAUGUGGAGAUCACACUGAAGAACACCUGCACUAUCGAUGGCUUUUUGAUGCUUCUUUAUGUUAUCCUGCGUGAAAAUAACACUUUCCCCCGUGAGCUGUCCCAGUACCUGGGCAGAGAGUUUGUCGAUUGUUUCCUCCAUCUAAUGGACACCUGCAGCUUCACCUCCGUCAAGCUGCUGUGGAUAUGGGACAAGAUGGAGAAGAGGCAGUACAAGUCCGGAGUACAUAAAGCAUGUCUGGAGAUUGACUUGUUUGGGAAUGAACAUGAAAAUUUCACCAGAAACCUGGAGCGCUUGAUGGCCACAAUUCAGGAGAGUUACUGCUCUAGCCCGCAGUGCCCCAUCCGUGUGCAGGAGAGUCACAUGCAGACUAUUCUAAUCAAGUAA
Messenger RNA from Nanorana parkeri, 528 nucleotides. RefSeq lists its product as uncharacterized. Lineage: Eukaryota; Metazoa; Chordata; Amphibia; Anura; Dicroglossidae. The transcript has a single exon. The record is from RefSeq and is a predicted model, not a curated record. The coding region runs from base 1 to 528 and encodes 175 amino acids.